This is a messenger RNA of Gongylonema pulchrum, 243 nucleotides long. The record is from the annotation of a GenBank genome assembly. NCBI's taxonomy places the organism in Eukaryota, Metazoa, Nematoda, Chromadorea, Rhabditida, Gongylonematidae.
ACAUCAAUGGUAAAUGCUACUGGCUUGGGUUCACUGCAAUUCAAGACUCAUUCUCCACCGUUGCUUUCGAAAAUGUCCAUCUAUUCGGGUUCAUACGCCUCACCAGGGCCUCCUCAAAUCUCAUCAGCUUCGGUGUGUGGCGUUAUUUGUCCAGAUCCACUGGUACCUUCGGUGAAGUCAAUCAGCAAUGGGAAAAGAAUUUCGGGUCUAUUUUUCACAUUUCUUGCUGAAAAUGUAGCUUAG